Molecule: messenger RNA, 1398 nt
Organism: Clonostachys solani
Lineage: Eukaryota; Fungi; Ascomycota; Sordariomycetes; Hypocreales; Bionectriaceae
Source: the annotation of a GenBank genome assembly
AUGGAGGCUCCCAAAGUCACCGUGGCCGCAGACCCCGACACGUCCGAGGGUAGACCAGUUCAGGGACCUUCGGCCCAUGCGUCCAAGCAAGUGACGCUGAGCACACCCAUUGGGGACAUGUGGCCGAGGCCGUACAUCAUUGAUGACGACCUCCGACGUGUCGCGCCGUACCACUUCACGUACAACACAUGGUGCAAGGAGAGAUGGCGUAACCGACCCUUGAUUGAGAUCUUCGAGUCUGAGUUCCGGGAUCGGCCUCUUGAGUACUACAAGCGGGCGAUGGAAAGCGGCUCCAUCUAUGUCAACGGCCACCCCGUCGGACCCGACUACAUCGUCCGCAACGGCGACAAGAUCUCCCACACGCUGCACCGUCACGAGCCGCCCGUGACGGCGGAGCCAAUUGGCAUCAUCCAUGAGGACGACGACAUGAUCGUCAUCAACAAGCCUGCGGGCGUCCCCGUCCACCCCGCAGGCCGCUACAAUUUUAACUCGGUGAUUGAGAUCAUGAAGUCGGAGAGGGGGCCCGCCUUCACCCCGCAUCCCUGCAACAGGCUGGACCGCCUGACCAGCGGCAUCAUGUUCAUCGGCAAGACGCCCAAACGGGCCGAGGCGCUCGGCGUGCAGAUCAAGUCGAGGACGGUGAGGAAGGAGUACCUCGCGCGCGUGACAGGCAUGUUCCCCGACGGCGAGGUCGUCUGCGACCAGCCCAUCCUGUCCAUCUCGCCCAAGCUGGGCCUCAACCGCGUGCGCGCCAAUGGCAAGUCGGCGCGGACCGUGUUCAAGAGGCUGGCGUACUAUCCGCCUCGUGAGGAGCCGGAGCCGGCAGAGGCCAGCGCGGCCGAGAAGAGAGGGGGGAUGCCCUGGAAGUCGAAGCAAGGGUACUCUAUCGUGAGGUGUAUGCCUGUCACGGGCCGUACGCAUCAGCUGCGGGUGCACCUCCAGUAUCUGGGGCACCCGAUCCAGAACGACCCCAUCUACGCCAACCAGCGGGUGUGGGGGUUCGACCUGGGCCAGAACGACGCCGACGGGACGGGCACUUCGGACGAGGACGUGAUCACGCGGCUGUCGAAGAUGGGCAAGGAGGAGGUGGCACAGGCGGUUGUCUACUACGACGAGAUGGUGGACGACUACGAGAAGAGGCGGGCGGAGAAGAUGACGGGCGAGCUGUGCGAGAUCUGUGACACGCCGCUGUACUCCGACCCGGGCAGCCACGAACUGUCGCUGUGGCUUCACAGUCUCCGCUACGAGGAUGCUGGCGGCGAGUGGGCAUAUCUCAGCCCCCUGCCCAAGUGGGCUCUGCCGCCAAAGGGCAUGAGCGGGCCGACGACGGUCGGUGGGAUGGAGGAGAUGGUACAUGUGGUAGAGGAUGAGAACCCGGAGAUCGCAUCGGCGCCAUAA